Molecule: messenger RNA, 5660 nt
Organism: Pocillopora meandrina
Lineage: Eukaryota; Metazoa; Cnidaria; Anthozoa; Scleractinia; Pocilloporidae
Source: the annotation of a GenBank genome assembly
GUUUUGUUAAUACUGGAAGUACGCCUUCAGAAAGUUGUCCCACGGUUUUACUCAAGUAUACUCUUACAAGCUCCGAAAGGACAUUACGUGGAACUGAAUUUCACCGUGGAGAGUUCAUAUCUAACACCCUGCAUUGAUGAUAAGUACCUUGAGGUUCGUGAUGGAUACAACAAGUCUGCCAAUCUUCUUGGUGUAUUUUGUGGAAGGAACAUUUCUGUUAUUGUGCGAUCCAGUGGACAGAACUUGUGGAUCAGAAAAUCAGCCUAUUAUUUUAACAGGUUUCGGGGCACGUACACCAACAAAAUAUUCAACCUUACAGGUAUUGUCCUCUGAAAUUACUAACUGAAACAAUUCUUACAUGUUUCAAAGUCGUCGCAACACGGAAGGAAUAGAUGGCAAUUACGAGUACUCCAACACAUUUGGUAAUUUAAUUUAUUUCUUUUCUUCCAGUUGAACCCAACCUAGACAAGGUGGCCAAAACUCAAUUUGUUAUUUUCAACCAAACUUCAUCUCUUUGGUGUCCAGCACAAGGUGCACCAGCACCAUCUAUAGUUUGGAGAAAGAACGGCAUUGUGGUACAGUACAGUACAAGUGUCAAACAUCAGCUGACCAUUACUGAGGAGAACAAUGACAAGUACAGCUGUGAAGUGAAGAAAAAGAAUGGUUUUGACAAGAAAAAAAUCCAUCUUGUCAUUGAAAGUGAGUUUUUUCACAAACGAAUUAAGUGGGGUAAGUUUUUAAAGAAACUGUGGUGCCUUUUCGGUGGGGAGUAUUACAUGAUGAUUUGGUUUUGCUCUUCGUAGAGCGAAACAUUUCUCCCUGACGAAGGGCUAACCCUCCAGACGUCAGCUUUAGAAACCCUUUUUCAUUGUCAAGUCAUUUGAUAAAACUAAACUAUUAAUUUACAAACAAUUGAUUCUAAAGUCAGUCUGGCGUUGAGGAAAAUAUACUGCACGUUUGCAAAGUUUGCCUAAUUGCAAAAAAAAUUAAGCAACUCUUAACGCUCUCUAACUUUUAAGCUGAAAGACUGACACAAUAGUUUUAUUGACCAGGAGCCAAUGUAUAGUAUGAAGCGUUCACGAGAUAACUAGAUGGCAGCUAUCAUUUCAGAGUACUCCAUUUCACACACUCAGAGGUAACAACCAAAGAGCCUCACAACAAAGAAACGGUAGUACAUUCAUAUCGUCUUGCUUUAUUCAAGGGUGCCCAGAUCCCUGUCGAUGUACAAUUGCAGUUGGAAUCAUGGACGCAGCUACUCGCAUUGAAUGUAGAGAAAAACACUUACAGUCAGUUCCACGGCACUUGCCUUUUUCUACAGCGAAAUUGUAAGCGUUUCAACUCUUCUACUUUCUCUAGGCGGGGGUGAGGGGGAUGGGAAGUAAUAAAAAGCAAUGCACAAGACGUAAGAUGUUCAAUCUAACCCUAGAAAAAUAUCCCCAUUUUAAAGAAAAAAACCAAAUAGAGCAGCCAUCACCUGAAGACUUCCAUAACAACUCGCCUUUGGUCGUACUGUAAGACACUGAUGUUAUAAUUUUGUCGCUAUUGGCGCUUGAAAAGCUAAGAGUUAACACUGUUUACCGAUAUAGGGGUGAUAUUGUCUUAUGUGAUGGUUUGAAAUAGUUUUAAUACUUUCAGGUGGUUACAAAAUAACAAGAUCAAGAAGCUGCGAUGUGACUCAUUUUCUCAGUUAGUCAGGCUGCGAGAGCUGUAAGUGAAACGUAGCAUUCUUAUAUCGGUUAUUUUACAUGUUUAGGUUUACGAUGUGGAAUCCAUCCUGCAGAUACUAAGACAAUUCCAUAUCCGCAUUGCAAACAAACCAAUCACAGGGGAGCCAUAUUGUUAAAUACUAACUCAAUCAGUCAGCUUUUCUCACAAAAAAUAAGUUAAAGUAAUUUUUCGCCAUGUUUUCUCCCUGAGAGUUAAGCAAGUUAGUAACUUUCAUCAGAUUUAGUCCGCUGCUAGUUAGACAAAUUGUUUCUUUUAUACUGCAAACUGGUUACUUGACUGAUGUACAAGUUCUCUUCGAAAAGCACUAAAGCAACAAAAUAAAUCCAACGCAAACCUACCUGAAAAAUAAAGAUAACAUUGGAAAAAUAUAGCAGAAAUAGCAAAGAAAACGUUGAAAAGUCAGUUUAAAUUAUACAUGAAUCUUGUUGUAGAAUCUUACAUGGAAACCAGAUAGAGAGGCUACUGGCUGAAGUCUUCAAAAACAACUCCGACUUGGCCUUCUUAUAAGUAACCAGUAAACGUUUAAUGUAUUAUUGGUUUGGUCUCGAUUCAACCGCCAUUUGCGUAGAGUUAUGUCAUUUACUAACUUUGUGAGGAAAGGUUUUCUAGCCGAAUGGUUUUUUGUUAUCUGACUGGAGGGCAUUUCAAAAAUGCCCCACUAAAACCCAUCAUGUAUCCUUUUUGUAGGAGCUUAGCAGGGAACCAGAUAGAGGAGCUACCAGCGGGAGUCUUCAGUAACAACAACAAGUUGCUCAACUUGUGAGUAGGAAGACUAAAAGUUCGUAGUCGAUCUACAUAUUUUUACUGUUAUAUCCUUCUCCAAAUCCAUGAUAAUUUUCAAUGCUCAAAUACUAUUGUACGCUACGAAUGAGUGCAGCCACAAUCGUGUUGAGAGAGGAACCUUACCUUUUAGUUCAUUUUCCAGAGUACCAUAAUGUUUAUUUGUCAGCGACUGGAGAAGGUUCCAGCACUUUAAUAUCCCUCGGCGACGUGUACGAAACAAGUUAAAUAUUCUGUUUCCCUGGAGGAGGUAAAUAUUCUAGGUUUACCUAGAUGAGCUAGGUUAUGUCUACCUAGAUUCCCUUGCGCAUUAUAAGUAUUGAAACACGUUAUGCGUUCUUAUGUGAUCGUAUGACGCAGUUUUAUUAAGAAUUUAAUAAAAUAAUAAAAGAUUUUUAGGCCGAAACAAGAUAAAAAAUGUUGCCUGGUAAAUCAUUUGCCAAAUUGCUAAACCUGCACUGGCUGUAAGUGAAGAGUGGUUGUUUUACAUUAACUAUUGCGUGAUCGUGUCGCAACGAAUAAUAAUGUCGAUAAUAGUGUAAAACACAAACCGAUUACUGUACAAGGACCCACCAACACGUAGUAAUAGACAUGUGUGCGGAUUGUUUACAUGUUCAAACUCUCCGAAUAUCGACGCUCGUACAUCAGCGAUAUUGGUAGCAACCUCAAAACAAGUUCGAUUGAAACCAUACGAGCGCUUACAAAUGGUGAUGUCAGUAACUGUUCAACCUAAAUCCAGGACAUAUCCCUAUUUUAGGGACUUAGACAACAACCAAAUAGAGGAGCUACCACCUAAAGUCUUUCAUAACAACCCGCAGCUGGUCAUACUGUAAGUAACCAAUCUUAAUGCCUUUGUUUCUAUUGGUGCUUGAUGUGCUAAGAAUUAUUAAAUACGUAACCCGUAGUGUAUGUAGCCAACCAAAACACUGCAAUUUUCAAACAAAACCCCCAAGUUAGGUUGUUGGUCUUAGCUUUUAUGACUGUAUAUUCUAUUUUUCUGAGUUUUGUUUUAUUUGCAUAUGGAAGAUUUCCUGUAUGGCCAGUGCUCGAAGGGGGCUGGAAGAAAAAAUAACGCGAUCGACUUGAUGUUUUCUCUAUUAAAUCUCAGCCUUGAUGUGAUGGUUUGAGACAUUUUUAACACAAAAAUGCCCAACUAAAAUCCAUGAUGUAUCCUUUUGUAGGAGCUUAGAAGGGAACCAGAUAGCGGAGCUACCAGCGGGAGUUUUCAGUAACAACAACAAGUUGCUCAACCUGUGAGUAGGAAGACUAAAAGUUCGUAGUCGACCUAUAUAUUUUUACUGUCAUAUCCUUCUCCAAAUUCUCGUUAAUUCUAAAAUACUCGAAUACUAACGUACGUUUUUAGCUCAUUUUCUAGAGUAACACGAUAUAUAUUUGUCAGCGACUGGAGAAGGUUCCACUGCUUUAAUAGGGACCUUUAGCAAACCACGACUCCGAUGGCAACGAGGACGUGGCAAAAAAAAAAAAAGAUGUAAUGAGCAGAACAAUAGCUCAGCACGUGCGUUUUAAAACUGUGCACAUUUUUUAUCCGUCCUAUGCAAAGCAACAACGUGAAAUUACCACAAUUUGCGUCGUCUGUGAACCGAAACCGCGACGGAAAAUUAUUUUAAUUUCCAUUUGGAACUUAACGUUUCUUUCAUACGUUAUGCUGAAGUUGAGGUGUGGUACCGUAUGAGACGGUAUACAAGUGCAGCCAUUUUUAAAAUUCUAAUUUAAGGCAGAAAUUCAUCAUUUAAUCGAAAUCUUCCUUGGCUUUGCCUUCCUGACUGCUUAAGGUCCUUUCUUACAAGGUGAAAUCAUUAACAUUUGCGUGGUCCGAGAAAGGAAACCCCGACGGCAAGAUAUUUAAGCUUCCAUUUGCAGCUCAACGCUGCUCUUAUAAGUCAUGCUGAGGUUAACUUGCGGCGCGGUAAGAGAUGGUAAACACAUCUAGUAAUUCGCUAGAUCUCAACUAAAAAUAUGUAUUGAUUUUUAAACCGACGCCUUCCUUAGCGUGUCCUUCCUAACUGCUAAAGGUCCCUAUCAUCCCUCGGCGACGUGAAAAAAAUAAAUUAAGUUCAGCCACGAUAGUCUUGAGAAAGGAACCUAACCUUUUGGUUCAUUUUCUGGAGUACUACAAUAUAUAUUUGUUAGCGACUAGAGAAGGUUCCACCGCUUUAAUAGGGACCUUAAGCAAACCACGACGGCGACGGCAAUGGGGACAUGGAAAAAAAUGGCUGAGCACGUGCGUUUUAAAACUUUGAGCAUUUGUUAGCCGUCCUAUGCAAAACAACAACGUGAAAUCACCACAAUUUGCGUCGUCUGCGAACCAAAACCGCGACGGCAAAUUGUGUCUAGUUCUAUUUGGAACUCGACGCUACUUUUAUACGUUAUGCUGAAGUUGAGGUGUGACGCCGUAUGAGACGGCAAACACAUGCAGCCAUUUUUUAAAUUCUAAUUGAAGGUAGAAAUUUGUCUUUUAAUCGAAGUAUUCCUUGGUGUUGCCGUCCUGACUGCUUAAGGUCUCUAAUAUUCCUCCGGGACGUGAACGAAACAAGUUAAAUAUUCGGUAUACCCCUACUGAGAGGAGCUAGGUUUACUACUAACUCAGUCGGUCAACUUUUCCCACAAAAAGUAGUUUUUUUGGCCUUUUUUUCUCCCUGAGAGUUAAGCAACAGUAACUUUCAUCAGAUUUAAGCCAGUGCUAGUCAGAGAAAUCAGUUUUUUUAAUACUGCAAACAUGUUAACUGACUGAUGUAUAAUUUUUCUCCGAAAAUUUCCAGAGUAACGAAAUUAAUCCAACGCAAAACUACCAGAAAAAUAAUGAUAAAAUGGCAGAAACAGCGGUGAAAACGUUGAAAACGUUGUUUCUAAGUUCAGUCCUUGAGGACUGAGACUGGACCUUACAUAUGUUUAUAUAAAUCAAUUUGUUCAAUCACGUUCAAGAUUAUAUUAAAAACAUUUGUUUAACCCUGACACGGCACAAAUAAACUGUCUUCCGACCGGAAAAGGUACGCAACAGCAGCAACACACAGAGGUAGUAUAAUUUUAACUUAAGUCAUGGAAUAUCUCUUCUUAGGUCCCUGGGUUAUAACCAGAUAAAGGAGCUACCACCUAGAGUCUUCAAUAAUAACACUGAGUUGAUCGAACUGUAA